This is a messenger RNA of Spirodela intermedia, 7674 nucleotides long. The record is from the annotation of a GenBank genome assembly. NCBI's taxonomy places the organism in Eukaryota, Viridiplantae, Streptophyta, Magnoliopsida, Alismatales, Araceae.
AUGGACGACAACGAGAGCUGCUGUAGUUGGGCAAUGGAUACGGAUCCCGUGCUUCGCCGGCGUCAUAAGCUUGAUAUCUACCACGAGGUGUUACGCCGCCUCAGGAACUGCGAGGACGCGGGACUCCCUGGCUUUGACGACGAGCUCUGGGUACAUUUCAACCGCCUUCCCAUCCGGUAAUCUAUUCCUCCCCCUCUCAACCUUCCCGGCUCAUCUUCCACCUUUUGUAUUUAUCUGCUGGUAAUUCAAUGAAAUGUUAGCAGGAAGGUAAUUUUAUGGCUUGGUUGACUUAUAGGUACGCGCUGGACGUCAACGUGGAGACGGCUGAAGACGUUUUGAUGCACAAAUGCUUAUUGCAGAUGGCGGCAGACUCAUCCAAGAGACCUGUGUUUCACGUUCGUCUUGUUCAGGUAGAACAACAGCCUACAGUUUCUUAAGGCUGACGUAUCAUCACCUUUCUCGAUACGAAAUAGUCUAAUUUACGGCGACUGCAUCAGGAUGCUAGUACAGUUCUUCAUCACUGUUAGGGUCUAACAAUCUGUGCCACCUUGGAGAGAUUUUGAUCUUGCAAUGAAUUCUGCUUGCUUCGGUAGUGAGCUACAAAUUUCACCAGUUAGUGAUGAGCUGAUGAGCUCUGUUUACAGAUUGCCUUACUCACCAGCUUUGACAUAUAAGGGCCAAAGAUGCCAUAAUCUGGUUGUAAAGCCUUCGGUAUUAUAAAUAUGCAUUACUUGUCAGUGAUUUAGUUGCAUGUGAAAGAAAUAACGAGGGUCAGUUUUUAUUCCAAUUCUGGAUUCCUUCAGAUAUUUAUGUCCUUGUCCAGUAGUAUGCAAAUCACUCUAGCUCCCCACAAAGAAAGGAAAAAAGAGAGUGAAAUGGUUUUGGUAGAUCGUCUCUCCCCUUUUUCAUUCUUAUUAUGUAAUUUUUCGUUUACAUUGUUGCUCAUUAUUUUCAUUUUCAGAUUCCCCUAAACUUUGUUGUGCAAUCCCAUAAAUUUCGAUUUUCUAUCGUACUUAGGUUCCCCCAGCGCAUGAUUCCCUUGAUUCUGAUCCCCAAGGCCAAGGAGUGCAAAACUGCUCCACCAAUUUGAGUGGCAGAAGGUAUCUAUCAUUAUCUUCUUACGUUUGAUGCUUGUUUCUCUAUGUUUUUGGUGAUAUUUUUAUGUGUUGAUGAGCUGACAUCAAUUUUAUUCUGCUGAAUUAAUUAAUUCUUCAGCAUUCAUCCGCCCCCUGCUUUUGGUUCAUCUUCUAAUCUUGAGGCACUUGCUCUUGAAGGCAACAGAACAUGUGUUCAAGGUGUUCAUAGUACUGAAAGUGCUAAUUUUCACUGCCCAAGGUACUUUUUCGCUCUUUGGAAAAUUUUAUCCUGGUUUGCUACAUGCCGUGAAGAUGUUUGUAGCAACUCUGCUUUAUAUUGAUAUUGUUUUUAUGCACUAUUGUUCCAGCUUAUUCGAUCAUCCUCUAGACUAUCCUUUUAACUAGGCCAAGUGAAGGGCGUCAUGUCAGCCCUGGUUAUCAGCUCUUACUCUGGCCCCAUUAUAGACGGUGAAGCCAAGACUACAUCUCUAGACGACGUUCAUUUAAUCCUGGUCAAGAUUUUAAAUACAGACUACAUCUAUAAGCCAGCAAGUGCGAAUAUGUGGUUGAGAGAUUUUGCUAUGCAUUGUUUACCAGGGUCAUCAAGCCCCAAAAAUUUCACUUCUUACCUCUCUAAUUCAUCCUAAUAUAAUGUCAUUUCUUGUCACUACCAUCACCCUGAUCCUCGUUGUUCUACCUGUAAGUAUAUUUUAGAGAGGGCUAGCCAUUAGGUUCCUUCUGCUGGGCGUCCCCUGAUACAUGAAACUAUGAAAUCCAAUAACUAGCACUUUAGUCACCUAUUGCGGUAUCAAAAUUAUGUGUGGGCAUAAGACACCUUGGAAUGAUAUUGACGUUAUGACAGGAAAUGGAUGUGGAUAUAAUGCAUAUAUUUUUUAUAUGUAAACUACGUUUCUGGAAACAAUUCAUGGAAAAGCUUAAAGUUUGGUUGCAUGUCGUGCACAAGUGAUCCAUCCAUAUAUAAUUAGCUGCACUGCUUCGCAUCAUUCCUUCUUAUACUGUACUUCAUCUGAAACUUCUUUUCUAUAGAAAAAUUUCUGGAAUUUAAUUUUAUUUAUAAUUUUAAGGGUUUUUUUUUUCCUGAGCUGGAGUGACAUCCCAUUAGUUAUCAUAUUUUAGAUGGUUGAUUCGGGCCUGUUGUUUGAUGGGGUAGGCACAUGCAUGAGAUUACUUUUGCUGCAUAUGACAAGCCGAGGCUUCUCAGUCAGGUAAUUACUUCUUACCACAGGUAACCGAGCAAAAGGUCGCAGAGAUCACAUAAGCACAUUGUUUCUCUAAAAUAUGUACUCUAUCAGAUAUUUCACAUGCCCAAUCGUCCAACUUCCAGUUUCGUCUUUAUUUUCAUUUUAGCUUGAGCUGAUUGCUUGCCAUGGAAAUAAUCAUGCAAUGUUUUUCCAUUUGUCAGUAAAAUAGGAGAGACAAAUCUGAACUUGUUUGAAAUGAAAAUGUCAUGUACAGUUGACUUGUCUACUAGCUGAACUCGGCCUAAACAUCCAAGAAGCCCAUGCUUUCUCUACAAAUGAUGGAUACUCGCUGGAUGUUUUUGUGGUUGAAGGGUGGCCAUAUGAGGUAUUCUUGCUUUCUUUGGCGUUAUACUGAGAACCAAGCAUUUGUCAUGUUCCUUCAGAUGUUUUUUCUAUGAGUCUUUUUAUCUUAGACAUCCUUUGGAAAUAUGUGCUAUGAUCGGAUACACUAGCACGAACUUAUUGCAUGGUCAAAACAUUUUUUUUUAUUCCGUACUGAUUUCUUUCCUUCGUAAGCUCUUGAAAACGUAAAAAUGCAAUUCUGUAGUGUAGCUCUGUGUCGUAUGGCUUCGCCAAGGACGGUGCAUUUUUAUUUAUGUUCAGAGCUUAUUGGCAUUCUAAUAAAAAGGCAAUUUUUCAGUUUGAUUAUAAUAAAAGAUUAUGAUACAUUAUCAAUAAAUAAAAGAAUGAAAUAUGUUAGUGAUAUAUAGUACUUGCCUUUUGUUGAAAUCAUAUGGUUGAUUAUAUAGAUCCAUUGAACUUCUUUCAAUUUUGUUCGAACCACAGAUGAGAAAUAUAUCUCUUGGCUUUUGUCUCUUUGACUGUAACUUGGUAGCCAUUUGGUUUGCAGUUUUUUUAUGAUGUCGGAUUACAGUAUCUGUUGAUUGUGUGAAGCAAUAAUAUGGUAGAUCCAGUCAGGGUUCUCUGUGUCCCCUGGCUUGAUCUCUGUGACUGUAACUUGAUAGUCUCUUGGUUUGAAGGUUUUUGAUAUUACCGAAUGACACUGUUGGAAAUGGAGAAAAAACUUCUGGCGACAUAGCCAGCUAUGGUAAUUGAUGUGAUGUCGGACCUCAGUUCUCAAAAGAGGCGAGGGCCAACAACCCUCCCAUGGAUCGAGUGAGAUUGAGACGAAUGAACUUGUGGACGAGCUGGAUGGUGAAAGGCAUUCCAAUGAAGGUAGGGGAGAACAGACAGGACCAGACAACAUGGACUGUGGAAAACUUUGGUCGCCGGACUAGGGAAGACAUCAGAUUGAUGCAGAGCAGAGGGAGACAAACUGAGGAAGAUGACACUAAACUAAGACAAGGGUGACAAGGGUGGAUAAGAGAGGUUGAUGUCACCUCUCAUAAAACGCUGAUGAAGAUGGAAACAACAAUAAAAGACCUAGAUAUUUCAGCCGCUAGACGUAAGGUUUUAUGUCAAAUGAUAGAUGAAGAUCAUGGUAGAAGAAAGGGGACAGAGCAAGAUCAGUGCUCUCUCGUCGUAGAACUCCCUUGCUGCCAGAGGACCUCGCCGGAAGAGGGGAUGAGAAUGGACUCGCCGCCCUAGACUAGAGGACUGACGGAAGUAGAACCGCUCUGAAUGUCAGAAAGAAAACCUGCUCGAAAUGGCAGGAUAUCACGCCUACAGACGGCGGAAAGAUAUCACGCCUCCAAUGCCGCAAUAAGUGCAUCAAGAUGACGCCAGAACGGAACUCGGCAGAGGCGGAAGACCUCGCCGGAAAGAUACUCGCCAGAGGCAGAAUACCUCGCCGGAAAGGUACUCCGCAGAGGCGGAAGGCUUCGCCGGACAAAAGAGGGGUCUGAAACCCUAAUCUGUAACCUGUUUGUCGCCAGAUGCCAGAGAUGGUGACAUCGAUGCUCCCCGAGACAAAAAGCGCCAGGCAGAACGAACCCGCUCUGAUACCAUCCAUGUUGGAAAUGGAGAAAAAACCUUGUCACAAAGGACAGGAGAAAACUGCGGAAACCGCCUCAAGAUUCACUCAACUGUAACCCCUAUUAUGUAGGGAGUAACAAUACUCAACUUUUGCAAAAACACCCUCAGCUAAUUACAUAAUUUUCUUACGACCUAGAAUUUCCAACAGACACUAUCUGUUGAUUGUAUGACGCAGCUGUAUGGUAGAUCCGGUCAGGGUUCGUUGAGUUUUCUGACUCAGAUGCCAGUCAUAGUGAGUCAAUCUGGCUGGUUCUAACUCUCACUGUCUUUGUUCAACUCCUCUUUAAAUAUGCGAUUCAGUGUAUCCAAAUGUGUAUAAGGACGUGGACAAUCGGAAAAUCAUUCUUUUCAUUCGGGUUAUGAUUCAUUGCUGCCGUUUCUACCUUCCUAGUAACUUCCCAAACGUGUGAAAUCAGUCAGAAAGCUGAACUCAACUACAUGGGCAAGUAAGAGGGCAACCCAGGGUACAAGUUUUCUUUUUUCUGUUUGAUCGACGCAUAGAGUCUCAAGGGUUCCAUUUGUUUUUAUGUUUACUAUAAUUUAGGGCUUCUUUUUUUUUUUUUUGAGUCCGUGUCAAUUUACUUUCUUUGCAUAUAAUGGUCAAGUUAUCUACUUGUGAAAUGUCUUCAGGAAUCUGAACGGCUUAGACAUGCAAUCCAAAAAGGAGUUCACAAGUUUGAGGUUAGUCUUUUUAUUCACUUUUCUUUCAUUGUCCAUGAUGAUAACAUGGAUUUUCUUUAAUAGUUGGCAAGAAAGAGUAACGUGGAAUUGUUUAAAAGGGUAUAAAAUUUGAAGUAUGAUAAAUGUGUUAGAUCUCAUGCUGUCAGUGAAUUUUUUUAUAUUAUUUUUAUGUGAGAUGGGUUUUUCUUUCUAAAUUUCAAUCUCAUUAAUGUCUUGCAUCCAAACAAAGGAAUUUUUUGGCCAUAGACUAGUUGCUUCUUUUGGUUCAUUUAUAACUUUAUAGUUUCAUUAAUUGUCGUAUACUUAUGGAUAACUAGUUUGUUAUGCACAAUUCCUUUGUGUUGCAGAAGGAAGUCCCGCCAAUUUCUUAUUUGCUCCUCCCUACAAUACAAGAUGAGCAGAUCAGUGAGGAACCAUCACCUGACCAUGUCCAGAUACCUACAGAUGGGACUGAUGAGUGGGAAGUUGAUGUCAAACUAUUAAAAUUUGGAAGAAAAUUGGCAUCUGGAUCUUACGGUGACCUGUAAAUUCCUGGUAUCGAAUUUAUUAAUAUCCAAUUUUUAGUGUUUUUUUUUUCUCAAGAUUGAUUUCCUUUCCAGGUAUAGAGGGACUUACUGCAAUCAGGAUGUAACGAUUAAAGUAUUGAACCCAGAGCAUUUAACUGCAGAAAUGCAGAGGGAAUUUGCUCAGGAAGUAUACAUUAUGAGGUUUGAUCCAGAAGCUUGAAGUCUUGUUUCUAUCUGGUUAACUCCGAUUGACUCGUGUAUCUUGCUAGAAAAAAUAAAAUGGAAACCACUCGAACAAAUGAUAAUAUAAUAAUAACACGGUGCAGUUCCGUAGAAGCAGCCUAACUAUGUUUCUUCUCAGUAGGUAGUCCACGCCCUUGUUGAGUUAUCUAAUAUAGACUCAUGCAAAAAAAACAAUUAACGGAUUUAGGCAGUAUUCUUAAUGAAAGAAUGUUCUAACAACUGAGUGAAGAAGUAUUUCUUUCAGCUUGGCUGGCCAGCCUCUUUUUCUUCAUGUUAGUGUCAUUUUUUUUCUGUGCUGUAGUUUUUGAUUCACUGGGAAAUUCAAUCAUUUUCAGGACAGCACUUUUGUUAAUAAUUCUUCAUCAUCUUCUUUUUAAUCCUGUUUUGGCAAUUUAUGAGGUACUCGUUCUUCAGGGUUCUAGGCAGGAUAUUAACUCUGUGAUUUCUAAUCUAGGAAAGUUCGCCACAAGAAUGUUGUGCAGUUCAUUGGAGCAUGCACCAGGUUCCCAAAUAUGUUGAUUGUUACAGGUACCAAGGGCAGACUUCUCUGACAAUUAAUUCACCCUUAUGAAUAUAUCCAUUAGAGGUGUGAUUAUUUUUGACCCAUGUGAUUCAUUUUUAUUUUUUUUUCCUCAGAAUUUAUGUCUGGGGGGAGUUUACACGAUUUUCUUCAUAAAGAAAAUGGCAUGUUUAAGCUACCCGUCUUACUCAGAGUAGCACUUGAUAUUUCCAAGGGAAUGAAUUACCUGCACCAGAGUAACAUUAUCCACAGGGAUCUAAAGAGCGCGAAUCUUCUAAUGGAUGAAAAUGAGGUAAAACACUCCUUGGUUGUCAUUGUGCCAUCUUUUUUCAUCGUUGAUAAUACGCGCGCUGCACUUGUGCUGUAUUCGAUCUUAGCUGCUUUACUAGAUACUGUUCUAAGAAAUUUUGAUGUCUUUGAUUUGCUAUCAGAGACAUCAUUUUAUUUAGUUGAUAUCGUAUUCAUGAUUUCAUCAUCAUAUCCUUGCUAUAUGCUUUUAUGACAAGCAUAUAUCAUAUAGAACUUUUUUCUGUAAAUAUUUCUGAUUUUUUUUUUUCCAUAGUUGCUGCGUGCUGAAAAAUUUCGCAGAUUCCAGUUUCUUAUUUCCCUCGUCUUCAAUUCAUUUCUACAAGAUUUCAUCCUUCUACUGCCCUUCUCUGCGCCAGGUUGUCAAGGUCGCUGACUUUGGAGUUGCCAGAGUCAAAGCGGAGCCUGGAGUCAUGACCUCAGAAACCGGAACGUACCGUUGGAUGGCUCCAGAGGUAGUAGUCUAAGCAAUUUCUAAUCCGCCCAGUGUUGGGUUGACUUCCGAGAUAGAGACUUCUUUAUCAUCAUCAUCAUGCCUCUCUUGAAGGUCAUAGAGCACAGACCAUAUGAUCAGAAAGCCGACGUAUUCAGCUUUGGAAUCGUGCUCUGGGAGCUUCUGACAGGGAAGGUCUGUCUUCACUUCUGCCUUGUUCUUUCUUCCAAACCCGGCCACUACUCCCCUGAAGUUGGGCCUCGGUUCUGAUGACUCCCCAGCUUCCUUACGAGAAUCUGACGCCCCUGCAAGCGGCAGUAGGCGUGGUUCAAAAGGUGCGCCGUUUCUUACCGCCAGCCAUUGAUCCCCAUGACCGGUGAUUUCUUAUGGGGCAUCGGAUGAUGUGAAACCAGGGUCUGAGGCCCUCCAUCCCGGAGAGCACUCACCCCAGGCUGGCGGCGCUGCUCGAGCGAUGCUGGCACCAGGACCCGAGCGAGAGGCCUGAGUUCUCUGAAAUCUUAGACGCUCUGCGGCUCAUUGCCGGAGAGGUAUAUAUGCAUGGAUCGUGCAAUCUACUUACUGCCCAUGAGAGACCCAGCUCUGGGUGCGCACUGUUUCUCAUGGUCUUGUGUGUUCUUGGUCUGUUGCUUGAUAGGUUGGGGAUGAGAAGCCGGCCGGCGGCUUUCUGGCGUCUCUCCUACGUGGCUACUGA